CCCCAGGCGAGACUCCAGCCCAACAUCUUGAACCCCACUUCGGAGGAGUUGGUGCACUUCCUGUUUGGCCCCCUGAAAAUGGAGGGGGAGGCAUCGGGGGGCCCGGAGUUCGCCAGCGAGAUCCGCUCGCCCAUGCUGACCCGGGAGGCCAUCGCCCUGCUGCGGGGCUGCCUGGGAGCCCAGGAGGCCGAGCUGUGGGGCUCACUGGGCGACAACUGGACCCGGCCCCGGGUGGAUUUCCCCCGGGACCACGCCGCCCCCUAUAACCUGAGCUUCCAAAGCGGCUGGGCCCCGCCACGCCUGGGCCCCGAUGGGCAGCCCUGGGAGGACCCCGUGGAGACUCAGCACUUACACGAGGCUCGCCGGGGAAGUUUUGCUCCCUUCUUCCCCCCCAGCCAUCAACACCCAACAGAAGGCCAGUUUGUGAGCUGCACCUAUGACUUUGUAGCCAGGAACAACAAUGAGAUGUCUGUGCUGCAGGGGGAGACUCUGGAGGUGCUGGACAACUCCAAGAAGUGGUGGAAGGUCCAGAACCGCUCCGGCCAGCAGGGCUACGUGCCCUACAACAUCCUCAGCCCGCUCCCCGCCAGCCAGAGCCACGGCCUGGGCCACCUGCCCCCUCCUCCCCUCAGGACGGUGAGCGCUCUGGGGGUGCUGAACGGGUCUCAGCUUUUCUCGCUUGGCAAGGCUGAAUUCCAGGCCAUCAGCCCCGAGGAAGGAACCAGAGUCUACAGCCAGGUCACGGUGCACAAAGCCAUGCUGGAGGACGUGAAGAAAAUCUCCGAACUGGAAGCCGUGAUGGAAAAGCAGAAGAGGAAAUUGGAGGGCACAACAGACGUGCCUCCCUCGUGAGAAAGCCAAGGACCCGGUGGCCCCCGGCUG
This is a messenger RNA of Pelodiscus sinensis (Chinese soft-shelled turtle), 882 nucleotides long. Lineage: Eukaryota; Metazoa; Chordata; Testudines; Trionychidae. The record is from RefSeq and is a predicted model, not a curated record.